UGCACUUCUCGUCUCGAUCGAUAUAUUUGGCAACACGGCAUAAUCACAAGACCUGGCUUUAUGGACCGAUAGGUCUCAGCUAUAAACAAGAAAAAAAGAAAAACAUUAUCUUGAAAGAAGUAUUCUGUAAAUAAUGCGUUGAAAUCCAGUCUGGAGACAAACUUUGACUUUUUUUGGCACAAAGGAACAAAGUAAAAACAGAUAAAAUGGAGGAAUUAUCCGGAGUUAUGAUUGUGAUAAUCAUCGGGGGUGGAGUCCUCGGAGUAACGAUUUGUUUCAUUAUUGCGAAACGACAAAUAGUACGCUUUACACUUAGGCAACGGCGUGGUCCGCAUGUAGCUGUUGGCCACGAUGCCAGGAAAUCAAUUAAAAAAGAAAUCGAAAGACGUAUUGAUUGCAUACAAAAAAUAUACUUUGAGCCAAAGCUUUUGUGGGACGAUAAAAAAGAUGGUGAUAAAUAUAUAUUACAACCAGAUUCCAAUACUCCACCUUAUUACUAUAGAAUGAAGGCUAUGGAUGAUAUUAAAGAGCUUGAAAAGGAAAUAGUCAAACAAGAUGGCUCUACACGGCAUCCCAGAGAUAGCCUGAGAGCAUUUUUGCUAACAACAUUAGCCGCACCGCUUAACGGGUCUGGGCAACGGUUAAUUCACCAGUUUUGUGACAUGUAUGAACACGCUCGUCAUGAUCCAAACGAGUUCGGCGAAGAGGAGUAUCAAGCAUACCAAAGAUUACUUAAAAAGAUCUGCGAUGCAGCAAAAUUGUUGAAAUCAUUCAGCAACAGUCGAAAAUCAUCUCCCAGCCGGACACCGGUGAAGAAACAAAGUAAAAUGCAAUCUCUCCUAGACCCCUCCCGUCUAAGGCCUCCACCAAUGAACGCAUCAGGGGGCGGUAUUGCGGGUGGUAAUGCAGGCAAUCAAAAUGCCCGCCUCAAUCUUUCUCUCGGAGUACAACUCCAGCAUCAACAGGAGCAGCAAUUGCAACUCCAGGAUGAACUAGGCGAGAAUGAAAUACUGAGUAUUUCUCAGUAUCAUGGAGAAACAGAAACCUUUGCCAUACACAGGUCUUUCAAAGAUUGACAUGGUUUAGAAAACAAUCGAAAGCUAGUGGAACUUACUGUGCGAAGAUAUGAAUAACAGAUACAUCAAUAGAAUAAAGAUCUACACUACGUA
Wyeomyia smithii (pitcher-plant mosquito) is the source of this 1169-nucleotide messenger RNA. Its product is annotated as protein C1orf43 homolog. The transcript is spliced from 7 exons. The coding region runs from base 207 to 1076 and encodes 289 amino acids. Lineage: Eukaryota; Metazoa; Arthropoda; Insecta; Diptera; Culicidae. The record is from RefSeq and is a predicted model, not a curated record.